Apis laboriosa (Himalayan honeybee) is the source of this 1424-nucleotide messenger RNA. It is a transcript of the gene Nemp, whose product is annotated as nuclear envelope integral membrane protein 1. Gene Ontology annotation, cellular component: nuclear envelope. NCBI's taxonomy places the organism in Eukaryota, Metazoa, Arthropoda, Insecta, Hymenoptera, Apidae. The coding region runs from base 45 to 1268 and encodes 407 amino acids. The record is from RefSeq and is a predicted model, not a curated record. The transcript has 8 exons.
AAAAUUUAUAGGUUAAGGUAAAACGUGCAAUUAACUUUAAUAAAAUGGAUAAUAGAAUAAUACGAUCGUUCAGUGUAAUUAUUUUUUUACUUAUUUGUAAUUAUUAUUAUACAGAAUCUGCAUUGUCUACGGAUUCAAUACAUUUUUUAAAACCAGGAGAUGUCUAUUCAAAUGACAAACCUGGAUUACAAAUCUUUUGUCACAAUGCCAAUUCAAAAUAUUUGAUACAUAUGUGGAGAAGUUUAACAAUGCACUUAAAUACAAAUAUAGAUAAUUAUGAUUUUUAUAUUGGAAAGACUCCUCAAGAAGUAAUACAAAAGCAUGAUGAUAAUCAGCGAUCUUGGAGCCUUAGUUUAUUUAGCACAAAAAAGAGUAACAAAUUGAAAAUUAAUCCAUUUGAAGAUAUAUGUAUUGGUGUAUAUGUAUAUAAUAAUAUAUCUAAUUUAUAUAAAUAUACAAUGAGUAUAAUUCAAACACGUAUUGACAUCUCAGAAUUAUUAUUAAUGCUAUUAGGCAUUCUAAUAUUUUGGAGUGCUCAUAAACUCAGUGGAAAUCCUUUAUUUUAUUAUUUUACCUGUAUAACUCUUGGUGUCUCCACUUCAAUUAUAAUUCUAGUAUACUUUUUUAGCAAGUUCUUAUUAAGGGGUAAACUUAUGUACUUGAUGAUCGCAACUGGUUGGACAAUGAGUUUUUAUUUAAUUCAAAUGUUAUGGGAAAAUAUCCAACAAAUCGUAGUUCAAUACAGGGAAUGGGUGGCAUGGUAUAUUUUAUUAACGUCUUUAAUCAGUUUCGUCAUUAGUUAUCGAUUUGGUCCAGUUACAAAUACUAGAACGAAAAAACUUAUUCAAUGGUUUUUACAGAUAGGAGGACUGUUAACCAUAUUUUAUAGCAGUUAUUUUCGCGAAGCAUCAUUUUUUUGUUGUCUUAUAAUUACUCUACUUUAUAAUUUUCCCAUUGCAAUAAUUCGAAAAGGACAAAAUUAUUGGAAAAACAUGUUUCCCAUAAAAAGGAAGUUAUUAACGGAAGACGAAUAUCGUAAAGAAGGAAUAAGAGAAACUAAUAAAGCGUUACACGAGUUAAGAGAAUAUUGUUCUAGUCCUAACUGUAAUCCAUGGAAAACAGUUUUAAGGUUGAAAGAUCCGAUAAGGUUUGCCAAGUUUAUGGAAGGCGAUUCACAUUUGUCCGACGAUGAGUCGCGGGAACACGAUAUCGAGAUUACAAGAAUAAUAGAAGAGUGUGAAUAUACGGAUGAUGAGGAUUAUUUGUGAUAAAUGUAUAUAAGAAUCAUUAGUUUUAUUCAAAAGAUCAAUUCAGUGCAAAUUAAUGAACAUACAUAUGUAUAUAAAUACCAACUUCCAUGCAAUUUUGCACGAUAUUUAUUCAAAAUUGUUCCAAGUGAAUAUAAAAAGGAAUUGUAUUUUACA